This is a messenger RNA of Stylophora pistillata, 6016 nucleotides long. RefSeq names its product neogenin-like. Lineage: Eukaryota; Metazoa; Cnidaria; Anthozoa; Scleractinia; Pocilloporidae. Gene Ontology annotation, biological process: cell-cell adhesion. Gene Ontology annotation, molecular function: protein binding. The record is from RefSeq and is a predicted model, not a curated record.
UCCAAGCAUUUGAUUAAUUACCGAGUUUGAAAGAUGCGGUGAAGUUACUCGGCGUUCAGCGUAAGAGCGUUAAACGUGCUUUUCUUUCAUCUAAUUCUGUUUGCAGCAUCAGACGAAUGGUUAUGCUACAGUACAGAUGUAAGGCGUGCCUUUUGGCAAUUCUACAGCUCGCCGCCAUUUCAGGAACAUUAUCAAGAGCACCGUACUUUAUUGAGGAACCUUCAGAUAUAUAUGUCAGAAAGGGGAGACCAGCAGAACUACAUUGUCGAGUAGGAGGGAAUCCAAAGCCUAGUAUAACAUGGAAAAGAGAUGGCCAUAACUUGGAUUUGUCAAGAGACAGUAGACGGAGGAUUACGUCAAAUGGAUCUUUACAUUUUUCAGAAAUUAUUCACAAUAAGACUCAGAAGCCAGAUGAUGGGGUCUAUCAGUGUGCAGCAUCUUCAAGAAUUCAGAGUUUUGAAUACCAAGUUUUAAGCAGAACUGCUCGUGUUAUUGUUGCUGGUAUUUCCUCCAAGGUGUCUGUCAUUUUCUCACGUACAAGGAAAGUUCCAUCAGGGGAUACAUCCAGAUUUUUUUGUAGUAUAAAACAUUCAGCACCCAAAGCUGUAAUAAGUUGGAGAAAGAAAGGUGAAAAUGGCACAAUUUCAUCUGGAGGACAUUAUACUUUGAUUCCUAAUGGAGCACUGCAAAUAAGGAAUAUUGGAUUUGAGGAACAAGGAGAAUAUGAGUGCAUUGCUGAGAACUUAUUUACCAACAAGAGGCAUACCAGCACAAACACAGGAUAUUUUGAAGUUCUACCAGCUACUGGUUUUUUGCGUCGUCCUCAGUUUGAGGUAAAACCUAAAGAUAGAGUGGCAGUUCUUGGAAGCGAGGUAGUUCUUGAGUGUAUAGCAAAUGGAUUUCCCAAACCGCGAGUUACUUGGCUGAAAAAUGGCUCACCUGUGUUGCUUGGAAAAGACUACACAAUCUUAGGGGAAAGUAACCUUGAGAUUAAGUCUAUUACUGUAGCACAUGCAGGAAAUUACACCUGUCAAGCAAUGGCUAAUGGCCGGAAAGAGGAAGCGUCAGCCAAAUUGGAAGUACAUUAUGCUCCUGUUUUUACCAAGAAACCAAGUGAUGUUCAUGCUCAUAUUAGUUCAGAUGUAAGAUUCAAAUGCACAGCAGAUGGAAUACCCAAACCAAAAAUCACAUGGAGCAAAAAUGGCUUUGAUGUUGAAGGUGAUUACAUUACAGUUGGAGAUGGCUUCCUGUUAGUUGAAGAUGUGGUCUUCUGGGAUGCUGCAGUCUAUCAAUGCUUUGCAGAGAACUAUUUGGGAAAAGUACAAGCCACAGUAGAACUUUUUGUGUACAGGAGAGGAGAACGUCUUCCAACUACUACAGCCCCUCCACCAACAACAACCCAAGCAACUACCAUACCAGCCAGACAACCAACACCUACACCUAAACCAAGAGUACCUGAGAAACCAGAAAAUGUGGUGGCCACUGCUCGUUCAGACACUGAAAUACUACUGACUUGGGAGCCUCCAAAGGCUACCAAUGGAGAGAUUUUGGAGUACAGAAUCUUUUAUAACGUGAUCAACCCAAGUGAUGGUAGCAUUAUUUUCAAAGCUGAGAGCACAUCUGGGAACCAACAUAAAAAGUCACUGCCUGGUCUCCAACCUGAUACAAAGUACCGUUUUGCUCUCUAUGCUAAGAAUGAGGCUGGUGCAGGAGCUAUUUCUGAAGAGGUCACAGUCCAGACAUACCCCAGUUCUCAAGUCCCAGGAAAACCUCAAAAGUUAGUGGCUGAAGCGGAAUCUGACUCUUCCAUUAGGGUCACAUGGUCAGAGCCAGAUACAGGGCCCAACUCAGUACUCAGAUACCACAUUAAAUACCAGGAAGCUGGCACUCAUGGAGUAAUGGAGGAGUUCACAAAGAAACAAACAAGGGUCCUGCGUGGCCUUAAAAUCUACACCAAAUAUAUCAUCCAGGUUUAUGCAAUGAAUAAGCGAGGAAUGACAGGUGCCAUUGCAGUGACAGAAGCAACUACUAAAGGAGGAGUUCCAAGAGUACCACCAACAGACUUUUUACUAAAGCCUGACAGUACAGGAAGAGGAUUGAUAGCGACGUGGAAGGCUCCUGACCCAACCAAAGUGAAUGGAAGAGUAUCCUUUUACAAGAUUAUAUUCAGAAGAGUUGGAAGCAAAGUGGAAAACACAACUGAAGAUAUUCCAGCUGAUAAAGAGAGCUACACCAUUGAAGGGUUAAUGCCAAGAACCAAAUAUGAAGCCAUAAUAGCAGCGGGUACUGAUUCUGGUAUAGGACAAUACACUUAUGAUUGGGUGCAGGCAAGCACUAAUGUCAGUAAAUGUGAAGAAAACACAACACCAGGGAGACCAUCAUUUAAACAGCUUAAGGUAUCGUCCACUACUAUUUCGGUUAGCUGGAAGCCGCCGCACAAUGCUGGCUUGGUCUGCGUUUCAAACUACAAACUGAAAUGGGGAGAAAAUGCCCCAUUCCAAUGUGGUCCACAUGUAUUGAAGGGUGACCAAACGGAGUAUGUCAUCACGGGACUGAAGCCCAACAAGAAGUAUGUGAUUUUACUCACUGCAGUCAACAGCAAUGGCAAUGGUUUAGAUGUCCAAGAGGAUGUGCAAACAUUAUCUGAAAUAGAUGAUGCGAAGCCGGUGACAAGUUUAAAAGCGGUCUCUUCAGAUCCUAGAGAAAUGAAGUUGUCGUGGCAAGAUGAACAAGGAUCCAGUUCUGUGCCCGUAAUUUAUCAUGUUUACCACUCUCGCCAUAAUAAACUGAUAUAUUGCGGAAAUACGACGGAGAGAUCAACAAAAUGCUCCCAUUUGAAGCCCUGUACAAAGUACACCUUUUAUGUGAGGCGAAAUGGUGAGAAAGUAAAUGCCACUAUCAGCAAUCUUACUGCGGAGGCUAAACCCGGACCGCCAACUGACUUGACUGGAAGUCCAGAUGAAAAGAACUUCACCCAAAUGGCGUUACAAUGGCAGCCGCCGAGGGAACCAAAUGGCAACAUCACCAAAUACCGUAUCUAUUAUACCACCGAUCCUAAUGCUCCUGUUAAGGACUGGAAAUUUGUAGAGGCCGACGGAUCCAAACUUACAAAGGAAAUCACAGGCUUAAAACUAGGAACAACUUAUUACUUUGAAAUGUAGGCACGGACCAGAAAAGGAUGGGGACGUCAUUCAAAAAGGCAAAAUGCAUCCACGUUGUCAAAAAGCUUGAAAACAGAUCCCUCAGUAGCCACAGCGUCCACGUCGCCCUCUGCACCGGACAGUGCUGCUGUAGUUGGACAAGGAAAACUCAAAAACAAGACAUUGUGGAUCGUUAUCGCCGCUGUAGCAGGCAUCACACUUAUCGCUAUUAUUAUUAUUAGUGUUAUACUCUGUAAGAAGAGAUCAGGAGAUGACAUUCGGAGAAAACCUCCAACAUACAAGUCAGUUAUUCAAUCGAAUGGUUCAACAAAGAAGAAGAACAAGGAAGAAAAACCACCAGAUCUAUGGAUCAAUCACACAGACAACCUUGAAAUGAAACCAGUUCAUCCUGUGGAUCCUGCUCCAGAUGUUACCAACAUCACUCCGUCCAUUCCAAGGAGCACUGGGGAAAUGAAACCGCUGGAUGACUCUCCUCUGGACCACAUCAAAAUAGAUCAAGACAGGAGCUCUUUUCUGAAUGGCAGUGAGGCGGAUUGCGAGGAGUUUGAUGACCUUCCCCCUCCUCCAAAGAUGGACAGCGCGGGAAAUCCCUACGUUGAAUAUCCCGAGGACAGCAGAACCUCUACACCUCCCCCUUCGUCCGGAAUGUCACCCCUCUAUCCCCCCCUCAGAUCAUCCACACCAGAUAAUGUCUACCAGCCCAUGUAUCAAAAAGCAAGUACACCUCGUUAUCAGAUGCACCUGCCACGGACUGGCUCAUGCGAGAACAACAGUCUUGAUAUAAUGGAUCCACGUCCACCGCAGAGAUCCAGAUCGUACGACACAGACUUCAGAGCUCCAAGUGCUAAGGUACCAGUUUUUCCAAUGCUUCACUCGUCUCCUCCGCCAACAGCACCAAAAACCAAAGCCAAACCUCCCGUGGCUCCAGCGGAUGACAUACAGUUACCUCCGGUUGGUUUUAACCGAAGGACGCCUCCGAAUGGAUACUGGACUCCACCACCGAAAUAUGAAGACAUCUUCGCGCGCAGAUCAAACCCGCCACCGAGUCGGCCAUCAUCGCCGCCCAGAGAUCAGGCUCCCGAGGUAUCGGAACUUGACAAAGAAAUAGCAGGACUUGAAGGACUCAUGAGAGACUUGAACGAAAUUACUGCUGGUGAUUACCAAAUUUAACAUGAUGUUCUUAGGAUUAGAAGAGCUUGAAUAGUAGAGAAUGUAGCAGAAUUGCAAUAGGAUCAUUCCUAGUGAUGCAGUAUACACAUUCGGUCCACAUGUGCAAGCAUCAGUGUAAGGUCGGUGAAAAGAGUGGCUCUCACAUCGGGAGUUAUCAGGCCUUCCACGUAAUCUGACGACAGAAAGACACUGAAUCCCAUAAACGACAGAGAUUAAAUAGCAUUUCCCAUUUAUAAACAAAGAAAGUAAAUUUAUGUAUCUAUGUAUCUACGUAUUUUCAGCCCACUAAUUAUGAUCCAGGCUCUUAGUUGUCACUUGAAACAGUAUCCUACCUGGUCAUCAAAAGAAAUCGUGCAAAAUAUAGUGAACUUUUGUAAUUUUGUGUCAAAGUUUGGGAUUUGAUUCAUUUAACGUGAAAUGAGAUUAUAUUUCUAUAUUAAUAUGUUUUUGUGUACGUAUGGGGACAUAAAUCCAAUAUACUUUUCUGAAAGUCAACUCUGUAUUUUGUUCAUAGAAGAAGUAACACUUGAGGACUUCUUCAAAGAGUAGCUUUUCAUUUCAAAGCACUUUUGUCUUGACCACUAAAAUCUCGGAUUUCCAGAUGUAAUUAACCUGGUAAUACUCGUAAGUGCAUCAGUGGAGCAAUCCUCAAUCGAAUAUCUCAAGUAGUGCGGUAUUGCUUUGGUAUUGCUUUACCUCAUUAGGCGAUUGGUCCAGAAAACUCUUGCCGUUUUUUCAACCAAUCGUAUUCAAAACUUAAACCAAACGCGACUUUGAUCAGUCAUGAUUUCCCGCGCUAGGAGCUAUUUGCGUUUUUUCACUCCGAGUUCUCCUUGGCUACUCACGAAAGUUUUUCCUUGCAACUGAUUGGAUGUUGUGAUUAGUUGGGCUUUAGUUGUUCACACUCAAUGGAAAAGCGCUCCGUAUCCCCAUUCAAACGAGGGACAAAGAGCAAACUUGACAACCUCGUUGCUUCAUUAUGUUAUUUUGAUGUAACACCGAAUACUCCGGGUUAAGUUACAAAGAAAUGUAUACCAGCAAGUAAAAUUAUGAAUCAAAUAUCAGUACUGUCAGAUUUAAUCAAUUAUCGAAACCUACGAUUUUGAAAAAAGUAUACUUAAAUACGGCGAGAUAGUUAGAGAGUUGAGAUGACUUAGCAACGUGGUGCUGCAGUUGAUUUUACCAUUUGUUCAAACGGGUGUCGGUACUUUUGUAAAUAACGUUCCAGAGAGAUAAGAGAACACGGUGAUACCUCUGAAAAAGUAAUUUAUAGAAUAUGUUUUACGCUACCCUAGCGUUUUCUCGGUGGAUCAAAUUGUAUAGCAGUGAUUUAUCAUAUAGUGAAGAACGAGAAGUGUGGGUGAAAUGCUGAGAGGAUUAGAUGAGUUUUGUAGUAAAAAAAACAAAACAAAAAAAACCGGAAGUGCAUGAAUCAAACUGAGUUUUCAAGUUCUGUCAAAGUUAUUUCGUAACGUAGAUAGUAAGAGGUUUUUGUAUUUUUGUAUCUAUAAAUAAAUAUUUUUGGUAGGCUAGUCAGUUACUAAUACGAGUUUGCCAAGCUAUACAUAACACAUAUAUUAAAGUUUGCAUGUGUUACGUUCGACGCCUGAACCUCUACACAUCAGAAUAAGAAACUUGUAUGAAACAAAACAAAACUGAAUAAAACUUUUAGGUAUUUGUAUUGA